Molecule: messenger RNA, 1061 nt
Organism: Eruca vesicaria subsp. sativa (arugula)
Lineage: Eukaryota; Viridiplantae; Streptophyta; Magnoliopsida; Brassicales; Brassicaceae
Source: the annotation of a GenBank genome assembly
UCUUACACAAGAAGGAGCACUAGAUUAGUGGAAUCUCUUGACUUUUCCAUCACUUCCUCCACCUAAUCUUAUCGUCCUCCUUCUUCAGCUCUAAUCGGAGCAAAAUGGAGGCAGUAACGGCGAUUAAGCCACUGAUCAGAGUCGCUGCUAUCUCCGGUUCUCUCCGGAAAGGCUCUUUCAACACCGGUCUCCUCCGCGCCGCAAUCGAGUUGACGAAAGAAUCAGUUCCGGGGAUGGAGAUUGAGCAUAUAGACAUAUCUCCGUUGCCGUUGAUCAACACCGAUCUGGAAUCCAACGGGACUUAUCCUCCCGUCGUCGAAGCUUUCCGGCAGAAGAUUCUUGAAGCCGAUAGUAUUCUUUUCGCUUCUCCUGAGUACAACUUCUCUGUCUCAGCUCCACUUAAGAACGCGAUCGAUUGGGCUUCAAGAUCACCUAACGUUUGGGCCGACAAACCUGCUGCCAUCAUAAGCGCCGGUGGAGGUUUUGGUGGAGGAAGGUCGCAGUACCAUCUUCGACAAAUCGGAGUAUUCCUUGAUCUUCAUUUCAUCAACAAACCGGAGUUUACUCUCAAUGCGUUUCAGCCGCCUCAGAAAUUUGAUGCAGAUGGAAACUUGGUCGAUGAAGUGGCUAGGGAGAGGAUAAAGCAAGUUCUUGUCUCGUUACAGGCGUUUACUCUGCGACUUCAAGGUAAGAAGUAAAGUGGAAAGUGUGAGGGUGGUUCUUGAUCAUUUGUGUGAGAGAUUGGAUUGUGUGAUGAAAAAUAAUGUCCGAUUCUUGUGAUAAGAAACAGUAUCUUUGCUACGUAUCUGAUGCUCAUUAAUGUCGUAUGUGUUUACAUGAUAAAACUGUGUUUAUUAAACGAGUGAUGUUUUUGUUUCUUGUUUCCUCCUAAAUAAGAAGAGCGAUGGAUUUAGCAUUGGAGAAUGGUUUUUAGAUUUCUUAUUUUAAAACUCAAGCUACAAUUAUUAUUGUGCAGUAAUAACAUUCCCUCUGUUUUAGUAUAACAUACGUUUGUUAAAAUGUUGUUUUUGUUUUAAAGCAGAAUUAUUUUUACAGUUUAU